Vespa crabro (European hornet) is the source of this 3805-nucleotide messenger RNA. Its product is annotated as low affinity immunoglobulin epsilon Fc receptor-like. The coding region runs from base 1398 to 2255 and encodes 285 amino acids. The record is from RefSeq and is a predicted model, not a curated record. Gene Ontology annotation, cellular component: external side of plasma membrane. NCBI's taxonomy places the organism in Eukaryota, Metazoa, Arthropoda, Insecta, Hymenoptera, Vespidae. Gene Ontology annotation, biological process: biological process involved in interspecies interaction between organisms. Gene Ontology annotation, molecular function: catalytic activity; carbohydrate binding. The transcript has 7 exons.
CUGCCUCUGGGCCAACAAAAUGAACUUGGAUCUGCUGAGCCAGGUUGGCUGUCCCACGUGCAUUCGAUCGCAGGGGUCGAGCGUUAUAGAUCUAACGUGGGGCACAUCAAAAGCUAGCGCCCGCCUCUCGAACUGGAGGGUGGAUAAGGCUGAGUCCUUGUCGGACCAUUUAUAUAUUAGAUUUAACUAUAGUCACAAGGCCACAGGGGUCCGAAAUUCUCUCCCACAACAUAAAAAGCCCCCUCGUUGGGAGGUUAACUCCCUGGAUGAGGAUUGCUUGGUCCUCAUUUCAGGGAAGUGGACGAGUGAAACUAUGUGCGAGGAUAAUAGGGCCAGUGCGGGCUGUGCAGACAAAUUUGUGAAAUGGGCACAGUCUACACUGAAACAAGCGUGCGACAUGACCAUGUCCCAGGUGAGGGGACAAACCAGCGGUAGUAAAAGUACUUACUGGUGUUCGGACAAAUUAACGAACCUUAGGGACGUUGCGACGCCCACAGUAAGGAAAAUUUCCAGAGUCAGGAAAAGGAAGAACAGGGAGGAAAUAGUGCGGUUCUGGGCGCCCGGUUCUGGACACCCGAUUCUGGACCCCCUAAGGAACGCAAAGAGGACAUCGACUAAGGCUUCAAGGAAGCCAAGAAGAACUCCUGGAGAGAUCUGCUGGACUUUAUAGAGGAUGAUCCAUGGGGCAGACCUUACAAAUUGGUCUUGGGAAAACUCAGGCCUUAUGCCCCAUCAGUAACUGAAACCGUGGAAGAUGAGGUACUGGAGAAUAUCCUCUCUGAAUUAUUCCCAGGAGGACCGGGAACUAAUGAGCCGUAAGAACCUACACUCUCAGAGGUGACUAUCUCUGCGGAGGAGGUCUUGGCUGCCGCCAGGAAAGGAAAAGGAAGGAAGGGACUGGAUGGGAUACCGGGUGUGGUUGUGCGUGCUGGGGAAACUAUUCGAGCGCGUAGUUGUUGGCCGGAUCAACAGCUUCUUAGAAGAGACUCGGACCCUGGCGCCAUCGCAGUGUGGGUUUAGGACGGGCAGAUCUACUGUAGAUGCCGUCCUCGAUGUUAAAAAAUUUGUGGAGGCAUCGACGCGGAACAGGAAAGUGGUUAUCCUGAAAUCGAACGGUGAUCGCGCGUGUGCCUGGGAGCAGGUUUUACUCGCGCGUGUAUAUUUGGUACGUCAACGAGAAGUGGACUAACGAAUAAGAGGGAAGAGGCGGUGGAGGAGGAGGAGGAGGAGGAGGAGGAGGAGAAGAAGAAGAAGAAGAAGAAGAAGGAAAGGAACUCGAUUCUCAACGAAGCUACGUCGAUUAACGCGAUAAAAAUCUCUACGUGCACGAUUCAGUGAAUAGAAAACAUCGAUAAUACGUGUGGGGGCACGCUUCUUCGAAACUCGAACGUAUUGCAAUGGAUCAUUUCUGGUUCGCGGUGUACCUGACUCUCGGUUGUCUCGUCGCCGGAGUUCUGCCACAAUAUAGAGACAAAAAUACCAGCACGGCCGAGAACGACGCGGUUCAAGCCCUCCUCGCCAGAUAUCUGCAGAAACGUCUUCAAGGUACUCAGCUCUCGACGCUGCCGCCGCCGGCCGUCCUCUUCAACUCUCGUCAUCAGGCAAAAGUCCGUCAAGCCGCGCAGAAAGACUCGAUGAACAGCGACGGCUUAGCUCGCAAUUCUCAUCCUUCGUCUAGCUACAAGGAUAAUAGGAAGCACAGAGAGGACUACGACGAUGAUUACGUGGACGAUCUUCAAGGGAUCGAGGACAGCGAUAGGAGCAGGACUAGAAUCGAUCUUCUUGCUGACGACUGUCCAAAUUGCGUCGACGAACAAAGUAGCACCUUGAGCGCUUCCAGAUGGACGAUGCCGUUGUUGAAGCUUGGCGAGAAACGUUACUACCUGGGUAUCUUCUUCAAGGCUAACUGGUACAGAGCGUCGCAGUACUGUCGUUAUCACGGUAUGCACCUUGCUAGCAUAGCCUCCCAAGAAGAAAACGACAGACUGGAGAAGCACAUCAAAGACUUCGGGCUUGGACACGAACAUUUUUGGACGUCUGGUACCGAUCAGGCGGAAGAAGGGACCUUCUUUUGGAUGGCCAAUGGACGGCCAAUCACGUUCGAGAACUGGAACGUCGGAGAACCCAACAAUUUUCGAUACGAGAACGGCGAGGAGGAACACUGUUUGGAAUUGUGGAAUAGGGACGGUAAAGGGUUAAAAUGGAACGACAGCCCUUGCAGCUUCGAAACUUUCUUCGUCUGUGAAGUGCAGUGAAAGAGGGAGAGAGAGAGAGAGAGAGAUGGGGUCGUUGUAACAUGGGCGACAACCCACACACUCGUUCCCUAUACACGGAUAAUACAAACACACACACACGCGCACACACAUAGACGCAAGAUCUAAAGGGUAAGAAGGACGAGUACGAUAGACGUCGAAAGAGAAUAAAGCAAGAAAUCCGUCAGACCAAUUUUCAAACCUCGUUCGAGCCAGCCCAGUGCCAAAGGUUUUCCGACGAAUGUAACCCUUCAUCGAUCACUUUGGUUUCGUUUACGCUUACGCGACGCGCCGCAUUCGGAUGGAAGGAGAAGAGUCGAAGUAUAAGGGAAUGGAUCGGAAUUUGUUGGCUACUACUGGGGACUCGAAGAGAACGUACGGAGAAGAAAAGAGUUUCCGAAUUGACCGAAAAAGAAAAAAAAAAGCAAGAAAGCAGUAUUUUAUUGUCGACGUCAUGAUGCAGGAUAGUUCUUACCGUGUGUUUCUGUGUGUGCAUCGAUCUAUGUGUGUGUGUGUGUGUGUGUGUGUGUGUGUGUGAGAGAUCUAUGUGCGUGCAAGCUCGUUGUUUUUUCUUUUCUUUUUGUUUUUUUUUUUUUUUGCCUUUCCGUUUUCUUUUAUCUUCUUUUUUUCUUUUUUGAUUUUUCCCUUUCUUUUUUUCCUUUGUUUUUUUUUUUUUAUUUUUUUUUUUUUUCUUUUUUAUUUUAAAAAGACACGUAAUGUUAUUUUAUUGACUCUACUUUCUCGUAUGAAGAGACAGCAAGGGGACAUUAGCAAGCGUCCUCUGUUAAAUUAAGAGGAAGGAAGAAGAAACUAGUAGUACGCGAGAGCGCGGUCGUGCCCGCUCGUCGUUUGAUGUUUUAACGAAUUAUAGAGUUAUAAUUAAAGAGAUUAAUUUAAGCCAGGAACAAAGUUUCCUGGACAUAAAGCGAUACGUCAUCACUAUUAUAUUAUUAUACGACUUUUAGAUAUCCUACAUACCGCUUUUUCCUAUUGUUUUUAAUUAAUUACCAAAUUAGUUAAUUAACGAGAGAUAUUCGAAAGGAUAGAUGGUUAUUCUUUCAGGAAGAGAACACGCUAGGAAGCGUUGUAUGUACAUAUUAAAUAGAAACGUACGAAUGGAUAGAUACUUGGUUUAAAAAGCAUUGCUUUUGCCUUUCACCUUAUCCAAGUUGUAUAUACCUAUGUAUUUACAUAUGCAUGGCGCAUAGACGGAUACAUAUGUAUGGUACAUAGACGAGCUCGUUCGAAUGUAGCAAAUAAAAUCCAGACUUAAUGACAAAACAAUAAUGGCCGCUUUGAAAGCUCGAAUUUUAGCCAUCUCUUGCGGUCCACGGAUGAGUUGAAAAAAAUAUUACGCGAGUAACGUUAUUCUAUAUUUUCAGAGCGUACUAACGAACGAGAUGGAAAGAGAAAGAGAGCGUGGGAAGCCGAACGAGUUGGCGAAUAAAAUAAAAUACAAGGCGAGCUCCUGCAAAUGCACGCUCGUUGUAUUUUCAUAGAAGUACGAGUUGUAAAUUAAAGGAUCGCUCUAUAAGCUCCAACUGAAAGAGUAA